AUGCCCAUGUCCAUGGGGCAUCCCCAGGGCAUGCCGUACUAUAAUCACAUGUCAAUGGCUCCGAACCCUUACCAAUUGCCUUCCGACAACAUAAGAUAUGCCAUCCCCCCGCACGACAUGCGGUACGGGGGCGGUCCCCGUGGACCAAAGAAGUGUGAUGAAGCCCAGCCGACAUGCAACAAUUGCAAAAAGUCCAAGCGCGACUGCGCCGGAUACGACCCUAUCUUCAAACAACAACCUGGACCUUCAAACAUUCAGCCGGCCCUCAACAGUCACCACCAAUCCCCCGUUUCAACGCCAACCGUUCCUUCGUCACUACCCCCUGCACCACUGCAGCCUUCCAACCCAUAUGGUUCGCAGCCUUCGGUCCUGCCGAGCUCCUACGGCCCUCCCCCAUCGGCCAGCACCCACUUCGACUCAGCCCUGAAUUCUCCCGCCUCGGCCAAAGCGGACGGUUACGGAACGGCCAUUGAUCCUGCGCUGCAGAACCUGCCCAUGCUCGCAUCAACACCAAACUUUGCUUCCGGCCAGCAAUCCGCGACCGGCGGCAACCUGACCUUGAGAGCCAAAAAGAUGAAGAUUGAACAAAUCCUGGACCUCCUGGGCCCCGCACCAUCACCUCCUUCCGAGGGAGACGGCCAGGUUACACCAGAGGUGGCCAAGGAAAUCACCCGCGUCUACCAUGAAGUCCUCUUCCAAGGCGGACCGCAUGACCCUCUUCCGCCACCAACCGAUCCCGUCGAGAUUCGCAACCGGGUCUUUGUUGUCGACGUUCUCCUCCGUGGCGAUUUCAUGAUGUCGGCCAACCCCUUGACGGCGCCUCGAGCCGACAGCGACACGAACCGCGUGCGGGAAUAUGAAUUCUGGUACAACCUGGCACACUUCCUCUGCCUACCCGACACGACGUAUGAGAGCAAGCACGAUGAGCGAGAGACGGCUCUGAACCGAAUCAGGACCCUCCUAGACGGCCAGGAGAACCGCGACCUCUUGUACUCGAUUGCGAUUGCGCGUGAGCUGGCGCCGAGACUCGAUCCUGGAUACGAGACAUCGAUCCCGCAGCAGGCCGAUGAAUCCGAACCGAAGAACCGACUGUUUGUUGCCAGCAACUUCAUCCGCAGGGAGGCGCAGGUGUCUGGGGGCACGACAAACGUUGUGCGUCGCUUCAGCGAGAUUGCCAUUCAGUCCUUUAUCAACCCCGGCGUGAAUAUCGGACGACUCAACAACACGGGCGUGCUGAAGCAGUCGUGGGAGGAGUAG
Messenger RNA from Verticillium alfalfae VaMs.102, 1257 nucleotides. Its product is annotated as negative acting factor. The coding region runs from base 1 to 1257 and encodes 418 amino acids. NCBI's taxonomy places the organism in Eukaryota, Fungi, Ascomycota, Sordariomycetes, Glomerellales, Plectosphaerellaceae. Gene Ontology annotation, biological process: regulation of DNA-templated transcription. Gene Ontology annotation, molecular function: zinc ion binding; DNA-binding transcription factor activity, RNA polymerase II-specific. The record is from RefSeq and is a predicted model, not a curated record. The transcript is spliced from 4 exons.